Messenger RNA from Cicer arietinum (chickpea), 4080 nucleotides. NCBI's taxonomy places the organism in Eukaryota, Viridiplantae, Streptophyta, Magnoliopsida, Fabales, Fabaceae. The record is from RefSeq and is a predicted model, not a curated record.
AGUUAACAUAACACCAUAUCUUAUAUAUAAGCACUUCAUUUUUCUUGUAAUAUGUUAUACUUAUCUUUCUUCGGUUCAUAUAUAGAAGCAUAAUGGCCAUGUCAAGUGACAAAGCUUAUCAUGAAAAGGAGAGACAAUUGAAGGGUAGAAAAGAAAAGAGGAAAAUAAAGAGUUCUAGUACUGGGCAUAGCAGAGAUAAAUUUGAAGAGAGAUUGGAUUUCAAGUUCUAUGACUUCAAGGCUCUUGAGAUUGAAAAAGGGUGGAACCAGCUUUUUGUUUCUAUUAUUUCUAUGGAAACAGGGGAAACUAUAGCCAAGUCUGGCAAAGCAUUAGUUCAGAAUGGUCAGUGUCAUUGGGAAGACUCAAUGUUAAGUACCAUUUGGAUUUCUGAUUAUUCUCAUGAAGAUAAUGAAGCCUGCCUCCUUAAGCUUCUUGUAGCAAUGGGAUCUCCCAGGUUUGGGACCCUUGGGGAGGCUACCAUUAAUUUAGCAAGUUACAUUGUACCAGAGACUUGCACUGCAUCAUUGCCUUUGAUACAACAUGGUUCACAUGGGGCAAUCUUACAAGUUAAAAUUCAGUGCUUGACACCAAGAAGAAAUUACAGAAAAUAUACAAAUUCAUAUGGGGAUGAAAUGAGUGUUGGAUAUGAUGAUGUGGACAGUAUAUCCAAUGCAUCUGACACUACAUUCAAAAAUAUAUUUUAUCCAGGAGAACUUAGCACUAAGAGAAGAGGUCCUCAGAUGACAUGUUCAGAUCACGACGUUGGCUCUUUGGACAGUUCCUUUCCUUCUUGGAUUGAAAACUUUCCCCAACAAAGUAAUGUCAAUGGAUGGAAGACUAAUGUGCAGGAGAAACAAGAUACAACUUGCUCUAAAGAUGGCCCCCAUUCACUAUAUGAUACCUCAAGUUUAGGGACACAGAUUCAAGACAAAAUGGAAGACUUUGGGCAAAUUUCGCAUGCCAAUGACUCGGCAUCAACGAGGAGUGUUUGUUCAUCUAAGGAUAUGCUAGCGGCAGCGCAAGUAACAAUUGAGUUACUUCAUGGCGAGGUGAAGAUGUGGGAAGAAAGUACUAGAAAGCUGACGACUGAUGUGGAGAGAUUGCGGAAGGAGUUACACAAGAAGUCGAAGCAUAAAAAGGAUCUGGAAAUGGAGUUAUCAGCAUCACGCAAAGAGAGCGGUGAUUUGAAGGAAGAAAUUCAACGGUUAACCGCUAUGGUGAAACAAAAUGACAGCAGAAAUCUCAGGCUUCAGACAGAAGAGAUGGAUAAUGUCAUAAAGGAGUUGAAAGAUGAGAUCAAUUAUCAGAAAGGACUUAAUUAUGACUUGGAAGUGAAGCUAAAUAGAACACAGGAGUCAAACAUUGAUAUUGUCUCCAUUUUCCGGAAUUUCGAAAAGAUGGUAGAAAAGCAGAAGAUGGAGAUUGCUGAACUAUCAAGGACUAAUCGUCGGUUUGAUGGUGAAAAUAAUAGUCGUGGGAUCGAAGACAGUGAGGAAGAGGACUUCAGUUUGAGCAUAGAUGUUUUGCCAGAGAAAAUGAGGAAGGAGUUCUAUGGUUCAGGUUAUGAUCUCAGUACUAAUGAAAAUGCAAUAAGAUGCCUGCAUGAAGGGAUUGAACUACAAGAAUUCAGGAAUGUGGAGAUUGAGCGCCAAGUCAUGCAAGAGAAGCAAAAAAACAUGCAAAGUACCAACCAAUUUCUGGAGAAAGCUCUGGAUGACAAAGAUCACGAGAUGCAAAAUGCCAGACAUUUUAUGGCGCAAACUUUUGAAGAAAAUGAUGCAAAAUGGAGUAAUAGACUGUUUGAGAAAGAAAAACAAAUUGCAAACUUCGAAAAGAAGUUAUAUGAGGGUUUUAAUGCUUUUAGCAAUGAAAUCUUAGCUUUAACACAAAGGGUGCAAGAUCUUGAAGCUGAAUUUCGUGAGAGGUAUGGAGAGUCCAAAGAGGAUCUUGUCAGUUCCUUUCCUUCCAAUAUUCUGCUCUUUAACUUUGAUACUGCUAUCAAAAUCACUGAAGCAUUCCUAGAGUUAUAUAAGCAGCUUCAUGUUUCAGUAAAAAACCUGAAGGGUCAGAAAUCUCUUCUGACAUUCACCAAAAAUAAGAGUUGUUUCGAUAUAUUAGAGCUUUCGAAAGAUGCAGGUAAAAUAGAUUUGAGGGAAUUGACUGAUGUAAUCUUGUGCACCACAAUCCAGUUAAAUAAACUGCUUGAAUCAAAGGCUACUUCCUUAGAAAAUGAGAUUAAUCCUCAUGAUGAAGUAAGGAAUUCGUCCAAAAUAGAAAGUUCAGACGAUGAUCAACAUGCUUUAUUUGCACUAAAAGAAGAAGUUGCACAGUUAUCAGAACGGAUAUCUGGCUUGGAAGCUGAAGUGAGAUAUUUGAAUGAAGAAAAGGAGUUAACUCAUUUGGCGUUGGAGAAUUCUGAAAAUAUUGUCACGUAUCUCAAAGCUGAGAUCAAGAGAAUGGAGAAUAUAAAUGAGUCACGAAAAGUUGAUUUGAAAAUAAUGGGGGAGAGCAUGCAGAAAAGAUGGACAGAAGCUCAAGAGGAGUGUGGUUUUCUCAAAGGAGGCAACUUAAAAUUACAAGCUAUUAAUGAAAAUUUGAUUCAAGUAUCUAAAACUCUUCAGGCGACAAAUGGUGUGUUAAGAAUGCAAAACUUGGCGCUGCACAACCGAUAUGCAGUAUUGGAAUCUAAACUAGGGGAGUCACAGAUUGCAUUUUCUGAUAUAAUGAAAUUGGUUGAAGACUUGGAAUGCAAAUUUACUUCAAUGCUGGAAGAAAUUGCUUUGAAAGAAAAAACCAUAAACGUAGACAUAGAAGCACUUCUUCAGGAAAGCGUAAAGCAAGAUGAAAGGUUUAUUAUAGAAGAAAGAUUUUUAACACAGAUGUAUAUGGAAAAAGCAGCUGAAGUGAGUAACUUGCAGAGAGAGGUUGAACACCUAACAGAUCAGGUAUCUGACAUAUUUGAUAGACACAAGAUAAUAGCCUCUAAUGUUGUUCUUCAUGUCUAUGAUUUAUGUUCUGAUAAAGCUAUGACAGAAGCUGCUCUUCAAGAAGAACAGGAGAAACUAAAGCUAUAUGAAGCAAAGCUUGAUAAUCUUCAAGCAGAAUAUGAAGUCACGGUGCAUAAUUAUAAUGAAGAGCUAGCCACUAUGACAGAAAACCAAGAAAAUCUGAUGGUUAAACAUGAAAAAGUAGUUCUUUUAUUGGGAAACUCCAAAUCAAAUGAAGAGAAACUGAAGGGCAUUGUUAGAAGGCUCGUGGUGGAGCUGAAAACCUCAGAAUUAGAGAGGCUACAAGCAACAGAAGAAAUUUUUGAACUUGAAGUUCAACUUCAGAAAACUGAAGUGCUUCAAAAUGAACUCUUCAUCCUCAAGAGAUCAUUAUAUGAAGUAAAAUUCGAAUGUAGAAGACUGGAAACUUCAUAUCAGAUGUUGUCCUUAGAGUACGACGUGCUGAAGGCUGAGAAAGUAUCCUGCAUGCAAAGACUCUCAACCACUGAGGAAGUUACAUCCGAGUUGGAAGACUGCAAGCGUAGUAAAGUUGAGCUUGAGGACAAAAUAUUUCGGCUGGAAUGGGAUUUAACCACGAAAGAAGCUUCUUGGCAUAGUAAUGCUCAAUUAAAGUAUGAACUUGCCCAAGUGACAAGAGAAAAUGGUGAGCUAUUUAAGAAGAAAGAGUAUCUUCAACAAGAGAAUGAAGAUUACCAGAAGAAAGUUAAAGUUCUUGAAGAAAAGUUGAAGCAAAAAGAUGAAAAACAAAACGAAUAUAUUGACAAAGAAUGUAGUACUUCUACAACUGACCAGGAUGAUUUGAAGUUCCUACAGGUGGAGGAUAAUUGCAGCAGUAUCAAAUCCAGUGAGAGGCAACUUCUAUCUACUGCCACAUUUUUCCAAAAUCACAACAAGUUUCUCACUAAAUAAUAUUCCAAGCUGGACUAGUUACAGUUUACACCGACACAAAUCUCUUGCUUCACUUUUUGUUCUGACCUACAAUUACUAUAAAGUCACUCUUUGUUCGCUUUUUUUUUUAACGUACAAUCUUAAUAACAAUCUUAAUAUUUAUUGAUUUCAAAGACUGAUUCUA